AUGAAUAACACCGAGCGGUCAUCCAGUAGCGGUAACGCUCUCGUCGAAGCUCUUGCAAACGGCGGCGGGGGGGCUGGGGAGGCCGCAGCAGGUGGAUUUGGGCUCGGCGUCGGAUUGGCUUUGUCCCCGGAGCUCGCGCAGAAGGUACGUGAAUGCCAUGGGGUGAGCUCUGCUCCCGUGGUUUCUGAGUCUUCGCUGACCUUCCUUAGGGCCGCUCCCGGCGGGACUGCCAACGGGAGCGUGGGCCCCUCCGAGCUUCAACAGCAGCCGCAGGAGGAACAGCAGCAAGAGCAAGAGCAACAACAGCGACAUCGAGACGAUCAAGAGCACCGGGGGGGAAUCGGCACGGACGCUGCGGCUGCAACGAAGGAGGGGCUGGUGACACCAUCUUCAGUGCCGCUAGCAACAAAUCACAACGAGACUACGGACACUCCCGUCUCAGCAGUGGCGGGGGGCAACAGUGAUCUCAACGGCGCUUGCUUAGGCUGCGGCGAUCGUGGUGAGCAGGGCACUCAAGGGGGCGGGCAGGAUGCUUGUGCGGAGCUCUGCGGGGAUGCUGGUGCUAGCAAUCUCAGCGACCGGCGCCAAGAUGGAGACAUCAAACAGGCGGGUGAUGAGCGGGAGGGAACGUGCGGCGGGCAUCGGGAGGAGGGGGGGGCGCAGCACGAUGAGGAGAGAAGGGCGGCAGCGGCGGCUGUUGCUGAGGAGGAUGAUUUGGCGGAACCCCCCGACUCCUGGGAGGAGUUUGACGAGAGCACGGUGCCUCCGGUGGCACCCGCCGCCGCCGCCGUCGCUGCUUCUGCUCCGAGAGAAGAAAAUGGCUUGAAGGCCACAGCCAAAGCCGCAGCUGUCGGGGGUGCGGAUAGUGCUUCCUCGGCGUGCUUGGAAUCGAAACUAGAGGAGCGUGGCCGCCUGUCUGCCUCCGACGGCGGUGGUGAGGCGUCGGGAGCGGGAGGGACUCCGGAGGAGAAAGCUCACCCUGAGCUUUCGUCGGUGCCAGUACUCCUCGUGGACCUAGCCCGGGUGUGCGGUUUUCGCGUCAAGGGUGCCGAAGAGGCGGACAUCGUAGGGGGGAAGGUUCGGGCGGCGCUCCACGAGUCAUUCGCGGAACGUUCCGAGGAACUGUUCGAGACGGGCUCGGCGGUGCACGCUGACACUUCCACGCUCGCGGAGGAGAUGCGCCGGCGAAGCGAGGCCUCCUCCAUGAGGUCAUCCUGGGCAGUGGUGGACUACCCGGCAAUGCUCGGCGGCGGGGUUUCCACCUCAGAGGCGUGGUCGGCGGUUACGACACCGUCCCCCUGCAGGGCGGUGGAGGCCGUGCGGACGGCACUGCUAGGCACCAAUAGACACCUGGUCUGGAAACGCGACAUGCUUGCGCAGCUCGAGGCGGUAGCUACCUCGGAACGCGACGCUAAAGAAAAGAGGCUUAACGCGGAGAGGCAGGCAGAGCUAGAGGCCUGGCGAGAGCGAAGGCGGGAGCAACUCGAGAGACUCAUCGAGGUGCGCCCGAUGUUCGAGAGGCGCAGGGCCAUGGCGGAGGAGAAACUUAUCGCGGCAGGCGGAGGCGUCGACGGCGGCCCGGGGGGGCUGGGGGACGGAGCGGCAGCCGAUCCGGUCUCGGCAGCCGUGGUCCAAAGCCUUGACGCCAAGCUCGAGGACAUCGAUGACCUGAUCGCCAGGCUGGAGAUCGAGGAGGGGGAGGAAGGUUACGGAUUCGUUCCCAGCGACGACGACGAAGAUGAUAACGACCGUGAUGACGAUGAUGACUACCUGUACAACGGCGAGAACGAGGACGAUGAAAACGACUAUGGGUAUGACGCCGACAGGGAGGCAUCGCAACCGCCAACAGAAACCGCCGCCUCCGCAGCAGCAGCAGCAGCAGCAGGGGGCACAACACCGGGGAAAUCAUCAGGAGGGGGGGGCACAAAAGCAUCGGUGCAGCCAGGGGACGUAGCAAACGUGGCAGGGGCAGCAGCGGACGCUGCGGCAAGAAAACAAGCCAACAAGAAAAGGAAGAAGAAAAAAAAGAUAAGUGUCGUCGAACAGCUAAAGGCCAAGGAGGCUUCAGGGGUUUCCGGCAACGGCGUUGGUAGUGUGCGAGAGGGGGGAGAGGGGAAUGGCGGAAAGGAGGGAGGGGAUGGGAGCGAGGUGACCCCGCCUCCUGAGAUGGGCCUCCUGGACGCGGUGGCAGCGAUGAUUUUGGGCCGUUUUCCCCAAGACCCAAGGGCUAGCAGCGAGGAACAUUUCCAGAAGAUCGCGGCCAUGCACCAACACAUGAAGGACGCGUGGCUGGAAGAGUUUGGGCGACUUCCUCCUAUGGCUUGAUCCUGCCGAAACGAGAGGCCGCCUUUUGACUAUUAGUUGGUCCUCGUUACGAGCGGCGGCGUAGUGUCUGUGGGGGCAUAGGGGGAGACGAAUGAGAGACUUGACCGUUUGCCACGAUUGGUGGUCUCGAGGGUGCGUGUGUGCGAUUGCUUGAAUUCUAGUUGAGUAAAUUACGCUUUUACCACAUCUGGGGCAACCUGCUUGAAGGACGCGUAGAUCCCCCCCCGGUUUUGAGCGACGCGGUACCGAGAACGGCGUUGAAGUCCUCGUCGAGAUGGUUCUGAAACUCUGAAAAUGGGGAGGAGCACGGCGUGGAUGUUACCGCCGGACACGAUGGCCACCUCGCCGGGGAGUUUGUUGAGCUCUUCGUCGUUCCGGACGGGCAGCUGGAUGUUGCGGGGGAUGAUGCGGGCCUUCUUGUUGUCGCGGGCGACGUUGCCGGCCGGCUCAAGCACCUCGGCGGCCAGGUACUCCAGGACGGCGGCCAGGUACACGGGAGCUCCCGCACCCACGCGGGACGCGUACUUGCCCUUCUUGAGGGGCGACCGACACUGCCCACAGGGAACUGCAGUCCAGCCCUGCCCGAGCUGGUCGCGUCACUUGAUUGUGGCAUCCUC
Ectocarpus siliculosus is the source of this 2942-nucleotide messenger RNA. The record is from the annotation of a GenBank genome assembly. NCBI's taxonomy places the organism in Eukaryota, Phaeophyceae, Ectocarpales, Ectocarpaceae.